AUGGCCGGGGAAUCUGCCCUUAUAACUGCCUAUCUAUCGUACCUGCUUGAACCCUUAGAAUCAGACCCUCACUUUAAAGCUAGCUUACUCGCUUUCUACCCCGAUUACUACCCUUGCUGGACCUGGGAAUAUGGACCCUGUCUCCUAUCUAAAAACCCGGAAUUCCAGACCUGUGUCCCGGAGGUUGUUGUUGUUGAGCAAUCGCCCUCUUCUAACUCUAGUUGUGGUGCUGUGAUUCCCUCUGUGUAUGGGCUGUGUUCUAUUCUUCUUAGUCCUAAAGCCGAAAGACGAAGGCAGUCCGAUGUUCCAGGCCUAAGAUGGCAAGGAGUCACAAAUGUCCUCUGGUUCAGGGCACCGAUGUCUGAACUGCGGAUUCAAACCCUAAAUGUGCCAGAUCCCAGUAGCCCACUUCGGCUGUUGUCUAAGACUCAAGAUCCCCUGCUGAAUAAGAAAGCCUCCUCAUCCUGUGAAUUAUCCCCAAAACCAUUAUUUAGCAACUCAAGAGAACCAAACAAACCUCAUAGGAACUGCCGAAGAAUGCGGCCCAAAUGA
Striga asiatica is the source of this 552-nucleotide messenger RNA. Lineage: Eukaryota; Viridiplantae; Streptophyta; Magnoliopsida; Lamiales; Orobanchaceae. The record is from the annotation of a GenBank genome assembly.